Prorocentrum cordatum is the source of this 4044-nucleotide messenger RNA. The record is from the annotation of a GenBank genome assembly. NCBI's taxonomy places the organism in Eukaryota, Dinophyceae, Prorocentrales, Prorocentraceae.
AUGACUUCCAAGCUCCAUCAACCAGGUGGAUCGAGCGCCACGGGCGGCUGCUGGACGGACGAGGGGUCUGACGGCAUCGUGGCGAACAGCGGGACGUCGCCGCCUUCCCCACGCGUCGGCGCAAGCGGCCUCAAGGUGGGCACGCCAGCCCCGUGGAGCGCCGAGUUCAAGCAGCUGCAGGCGAAGUGCGAGUUCUUGGCGCAGCAGCUCGAGGCGAAGAACAAGGCCGCCGAGCAAGCGCCACCAACCGACCAGGCAGCAGAUGCGGCAGACGCUGCCCAGUACGGCAACAGCGAGACCCACAAACGCCCGACGGCCCUGCAGUCGCAGAUCCACGCGCUCGAGAACUACAUCAAAAGCUUCACGGACUUCGGGGAAGAUUCCGCCGUGGCCACGCUCAAGGUACAGCUGGAGGAGAAGCGCCCACUCUUGCGCCAGUUGCUCCCUCCUGCGACAGCGCACCGCGUGGUUCGGCAGAAGCUGGAGAAGACGCGGACCCAGCUGCACCGCCUCAAGGAGGAGCGCGCCAGCAUUGAGGCCAACGUGGAACAGCCCAAGUCCGACAUCGCAGGCAAAACGGCUGUCAUCGAGGCCAAGGCGGCUGAGGUUGUGCGGCUGGCUGCUGAGGCCGCGAGUGCGGCAGCUGCCCUCCAGAAGCAACGCGGCGAAGCGGCGGCCGCCCAGGCUGCUGCUGCGCCCCCGUCGGUCCCCGAGGACUUCUUCACGCGGGCGCAGGCGGACCCCAGAUUCGCCUCGGACCCCGCGCUGACGGAGUUCGUCUCCCAGGUCGCGGGCAAUGAGAACUUCAGCAAGCUGCAGAAGCUCCUCCACGGCAGCACUCGGGCCACGACGCGGGAGCAGCAGCGCGACACCACGAUGGGGGAUGCGCAGCCUGUUCAGCCUGCCCCAGUGGGCCAGGCGCGGCCUCGCACGGCGACAACCGCCCUGUUGAAUUCACCGCCGAGGACACCCAGCAAUUGGGAGCAGAAGCAGCGAGAGGGCGGCGAGCCCAUGGCAAUGUCGCAGGCCGACAUGCUGGCCGCCCUCAACGAAAUUCAUAAGUGCAAGAUCCGUCGAGAUGGUCGACGGGGCGCCGAUCGCCACAAGCCUCGACUAGCUGGCCGCAGCAAGGGCGCUGAUGCGCCCGCGGAAGAACAACAGGCGCGGCUGCUCGAGUCCUUCAACGCCAAUAAGGGCAAUCACACCCCGAAGAAAAGGCUGACCAGGACUCGCGCGCUGGCGGCGCUGGCGCAGGAGAUCGGCUACCACGAGUGGGAGGCCGAGGAGCUCUGCAGCACCAUCGACAACUUCGGCUGGUCUGCUGGAGCGCUGCGCCCGUUCCAGAGCGCGAGCGCGGACAUGCCGCGGGCGAUCAAGCCGCGCCGCCCCGCCGCCCUGCAGAUGGCGGCCGACGGCGCCAAGAUUCAGGCGCCCACCUAUUCGGUCGAGCCCAAGACGGAUUGGGACGGCGUCAUCCAACAGGCGCGGCAGGCGGUCGCCAUGUCGAAAGAGGCACCUGCCGACGUCGCCCGGGGCCCCCCCACCCUCGCACGGGGCCGCUGGGCCAAGGUGGCGGCCGGGAGGAUCGCGCACUUCACUGGUUUUGCGAUCCGCCGCCCCCACCAGCGAGCCGGCAUUCUGACGGCGCGAUGGGUCGACGUCGCCCGCGAGGGCAAGGGCGCCGAGGGCCUGCGCGCCCCCGCGGAGGGCUGGAAGUGGCUGGCGGACAGCUUCAGCAGCAUCAUCUCCUUCGAGGAGGUGCCGACUGCUGAGCGCGCCGCAGCCGCCGCAGCCAGGCAGGCGGCCGACAAGGACAGCGAGCCCAGAUGGAAGGAAUGGUGCCAGCAGGCUGCCGCUGGAGGCGCCCGCGGCCUCCGCCGCGCCGCGACCUACAGGGGCGCGCGGAAGCCCGCGGUCGCCAGGGCGUCGGAUGGUCUCCCGUCGCCCCACCCGCGCGUCAUCGCCGCCGAGAUGGAGGACGUCCACGCGGGCUCUGGCGCGCCACGGCCCGCGACCGAUGGCGCGUGGAAGCUGGCGGCCAAGGCCAAGGCGCGCGUCAAUGACGAGCGCUACAGCCUGACGUUCAUUGCGGACUACGCGAAGAACUGCGAGACCAUCCAGCUCGUCCAGGCGAGGGAGAAGUUCGUCAGCUACGUCGACUUCGCGAGCUACAUCGACGACGGCAGCUUCGGCGUCGAGGGCAGCUCCAAGGAGGGGGCCAUCGAGCGCGGGGUGGCUGCGGGCAGGAGCUUCCAGGAAGCCGCCCGCAGGCUCGGGGCCACCACCAACGACGAGCUCGCCAUCCCCGGCAGCGUCAGGGAGCACGGCGAGGAGGUCGCGCGCAGACUUCAGUUCAUUAGCAUUGGCGCGCGGCCUGGCCUGACCUGCGGCAUCGAGGUCGCCCGGAUGACAAACAGCGGGCUGACCGCGUUGCGCGGGGAGCACGGCGGGUGCGUCAAACCGCACCACGGCGGCAUAUCCACGAGCGCCAAGCUCGCGCUCGGACCCCGCGGCCAAGCAGGCGCUGGCUCCCGCGCCCCAGCGCAGAGUGCGGCGGCGCUCUGGUGGCGGCGCGAGCUUCGCUCGGCAGAGCGACGGCAGCGGCCACCUGCAUCGAGGAUGACCUUCGCCAUCUCGAGGCCUUUCGGCCGCGCCAAGAGCAAGAAGUACACGGGGUGCCAGAAGCUCUCGGCCACGAGCCCGGACGGCGUCGAUCAGCCCCUCCCCCACGGCUGCGUCCGGCACCAGGACAGCGACAUCCCUCGACCAGAUCCUGGCGCAGAGGCCCAAGUCACCGACCUCGACGGCGGCCCCGUGGACAUCGAGGCCGAGGAGAUGGUCUCUCGCGCCUGCCCCGACGCGAUCGAGAUCGAGCUGGCCGCCGACGGACCCUGCUCCAAACCAGCCCUCCCCGAGCUGGAGCGCGCGGGCUGGGCGGUCAUCUUGCUCGACCCCGCCGGCGCGCCGCCGCCGUCGCUCCGCGGGGCGGCGCCCGCUGCCAUGCCACAGAGCUUCACGAUGGCGGCGUUCCUGGGCACGGCGAUCUCAGCGCAGCUGGCGGAUCGGUCGACGGACCUCCAGCUGGAUUUCGCGUGCGCAGCGAGGGCUAGCCGCAAGUCUUUCGCAGCGCAGGUUAUGGCCGAGGAGUCGAUGACCUCGAAGAACUCCAUGGACAAUCCGCUCGCGGUGCGGAAGUCGAUGAGCCGGAGCGGCGUGCUGGCGGCCCAGCGGCAGACUCCCGAGGAGCAGGUGAGCCAGCUGCUGCAGCUCGUGGCCCAAACGCACGAGCGGGUCGAGUCCGCGCUGCAGUUGGACAACCAGGAGAUGGACGGUCACCUCGCCCACGCCGCUCGCCUCCAUAACGGGCUGAUGGUGGAGCGCAACGCGCGCGAGCUGCUCGGUUCCGAGAGCAGCGAGGCCAUGCGGCAGGUCCACAGGCGCAUCUCGCAGGGCCUCUCCGAUGCCAGGCAGGAGCGGCACCGGGGAAUGCAGGAGCUGGAGAUGACGGGGGACAAGGGUCUUGCGGAGCUGUCGGGCAUGAUGGCCGAGGAGGCGUCCACACAGGAGGACUCCAACCGCUACGCGCAGGAGAUCCAGGCGGAGGUCGGCAACCUGUACAAGGCCAUUCACCAGGAGAAGGGGUACCGCCUUGAGAAGGGCCAGAAGCUGGGCGAGGCCGUCAAGCAGAAGCUGAGCGAGGUCGAGGACGCCAUCUCGGCGGAGCGGCGCUUCCGGAUAGACUCCCAGAGCACGCUCCUGGAGCUCUUUGGCCAGAUGGGCGAGAAGAUGGAGCGGGAGAUGGAGGCGUGCCGCCGGGAGCGCUUGGCGUCCACGAACCGGAUCCUGUCGGUCAUAGAGACCGUGCUCCCGAGGGUGGAGGCUGCGCGGCACUCCCAGGCCGACAACAUGACGGAGCGGGUGGAGGACAGCGGCGACGCCGCGGACAUUGCCCGCGCCGUGGCCAGCAACAAGUCGGCCAGGAGGGGCGACAUCGCGAAGCGGAAAAGCAUGCUCUUCAAGGGCCGGCUUGUCAACGUGGGCUGA